AUGAUGCAAUCAACGUUGCCAAUACUUUUGAUGUUGCUGGUAGCCGUCUGGGCUCGACCUCAGUUCGGUCCGUACGAUGGCGGUUCAUUUGGACCCGGUGAAGGAUCGGGAGGACCUGGAGGACCAGGUGGAUCAUUCGGAGGACCGGGAGGACCAGGUGGACCAUUCGGAGGACCAGGUGGAUCAUUCGGAGGACCGGGAGGACAAGGUGGACCAUUCGGAGGACCCGGAGGACCAGGUGGAUCAUUCGGAGGACCGGGAGGACAAGGUGGACCAUUCGGAGGACCCGGAGGACCAGGUGGAUCAUUCGGAGGACCGGGAGGACCAGGUGGACCAUUCGGAGGACCCGGAGGACCAGGUGGAUCAUUCGGAGGACCGGGAGGACAAGGUGGACCAUUCGGAGGACCCGGAGGACCAGGUGGAUCAUUCGGAGGACCGGGAGGACAAGGUAGACCAUUCGGAGGACCCGGAGGAGCGGGAGGACCAUUUGGUCUCGGUCGAAGUGCAUUUGGCGGCGGUUUCGGCCCACCACCACCAGGAGGUCCUUUUGGAUUAAUGGGACCAGGAGGUCCUUAUGGUCCAAUGGGUGGAUACGGAUACCAACGAGAUCCAGUUAGAGGAGCGUUAACAGGUGCACUCCUGGAUGGACUGUUUGGUGCGAUAGCGGGUUGA
Messenger RNA from Necator americanus (New World hookworm), 672 nucleotides. RefSeq lists its product as uncharacterized. The transcript is spliced from 2 exons. The coding region runs from base 1 to 672 and encodes 223 amino acids. Lineage: Eukaryota; Metazoa; Nematoda; Chromadorea; Rhabditida; Ancylostomatidae. The record is from RefSeq and is a predicted model, not a curated record.